Messenger RNA from Cylicostephanus goldi, 228 nucleotides. Lineage: Eukaryota; Metazoa; Nematoda; Chromadorea; Rhabditida; Strongylidae. The record is from the annotation of a GenBank genome assembly.
GUACACGACUCUGACCACUUACCUACAAGUGCUACAUGUAUGAAUCUUUUCAAAUUGCCUAUUUAUAACUCUCGUGCCAAGCUUGAGGACAAAUUAAGAUUUGAGUCUAGCGAAAUUGACCAAGAAUCUUCCCAUCUUCCAGAUAUGCCAUCAAUGCUGGAGCUGGAUUUGAGCUAUCCUAAACAUGAAUGGAUGAGUAAUUCUGAAGAUCUUUUCUGUGGAUUGUAA